GCGCGGUCAGUGUGCGGGACGGAGCGAGAGCGAGUACAUGUUGCGUCCCGGACGGUGUGCUUGUGUGAGUGUUGGCACCCGUGCAUGUGCGUCCUUGCAAUCAGGCACACUGCCAGUGACACUUGUGAUAACCAUUGCUAAAAUAGACUGUCGUAAGUGCAAGGAGCUACAUUUGACCCUCGGAGCAAGAGUGCCCGGGCCUGGCAACCACACCUGGUUCGGCCAGCCCGUGGGCGACCUCACCUGACCUGACCUUGUCUGUCAACCCUUCCACCAUGGCCAGCCAACAGUUUUGUUUGCGAUGGAACAACUAUCAAAGCAAUUUGAUGCAAGUUUUUGAUCAGUUACUACAGACAGAGAGUUUCGUGGACGUGACACUGUCAUGUGAGGGGAACAGUGUGAAGGCACACCGCAUGGUGCUGUCAGCGUGUUCACCCUACUUCCAGUGCCUCUUGAGUGACGCUCCCUGCUCCCACCCCGUCAUCAUCCUGCAGGGGGUCAAGUGGCCUGAACUCAAGGCAGUGGUUGAGUUUAUGUACAAGGGGGAGAUCAACAUCUGCCAGGAGCAGCUGGGGUCUCUACUACGAGUGGCAGAGUCCCUCAAAAUCAGAGGUCUGGCUGAGGUUGACGGGGAUGGGGCCGAACCUGCAGUGCUCACCUCUCCCUCCGUCUCUCCCAUCGCCCGAGCCCACACCAACUUCCUCGACGACAACUCGCCCUCCUCGGUCCUCGCCGCCGUCGCCCGUAAACGACGUCGGUUGUCUGGCGACGACCUGAGCCGCCCGUGCACUCCCAUGACCCCCACUAGUGGCACGGAGAUGAUGGAGGCCACUCUUGACCUGACGGGGCCACUGAUUCGUGGUGGGCUGAACACCUCCCUGCCAGGGUCACCCUUGACCUCCCUGGCCGCCCGCCUGCCCGGUGCCAUGCCGCCCCCAGCGCCCAUGGCACCACAUCUGACUCAUCUGCCGCCCCUGUCACCACUCCUCAACAUGCACUCCCUGCCACGUCCACACGCCCCCGACGACUUCGAGAUUCGACCCGGCAUCGCUGAGAUGAUCCGCGAGGAGGAGAGGGUGAUAAAUUCCAUGAGGUUCUCUCCAGGACACGAGGCUGUCUUUAAUGUAAGUCACUCCUCUUUCUCAGAGACUCCUUACUAG
This is a messenger RNA of Procambarus clarkii (red swamp crayfish), 1160 nucleotides long. Lineage: Eukaryota; Metazoa; Arthropoda; Malacostraca; Decapoda; Cambaridae. The record is from RefSeq and is a predicted model, not a curated record.